Messenger RNA from Aspergillus puulaauensis, 399 nucleotides. RefSeq lists its product as uncharacterized. The record is from RefSeq and is a predicted model, not a curated record. Gene Ontology annotation, molecular function: ATP-dependent chromatin remodeler activity; ATP binding. Lineage: Eukaryota; Fungi; Ascomycota; Eurotiomycetes; Eurotiales; Aspergillaceae. Bases 1 to 399 code for a protein of 132 amino acids. The transcript has a single exon.
AUGACUCCAAACGCCGAUCUCCCCCCGCCCGAAACCCCGGAGGUCCAGCUCAAUGAAAGUCCGCGCAAGCGAGUCAAGCGGGUCGAGCGUGAAAGAAAACGUCGUGAGCGGGCUGAGCAGACCAAUACUACAGAGCAGCCAGAGGAUGAGCUCGUGGUAUGUGACGAGGGACACGCCCUCAAAACGAUCAAGUCCCGCCAGCACCAGUCCGUUGCCAAGCUGGAGGCCAAGUACAUAUGGUUUCUCACCGCGACGCCUUUGCAACAAUACCGACUACCAGGAGAAGAGAGGAUGAUGAAGUCGACGUUCAAUUCCCCAUUAUUCAUUGCACCACGCCGGGUCCCAGUUACAAGCCAAGACGAAACGGUAUACCUGAUUUCCACGGGCGUGGGGGUAUAG